CAAUAUGUUCUUAGAGAAAAAAAAGGAUUUUGCAUCAAAUUCUAAUUUAGAAAUUUAGCCUACAAUAUCUAGAAACCAUGUCAAAUUCGAAUGGAUUCGACGUCCAUUAUAAUCAGCUAUCAGACAAAUCGAAGAUUUAAAUUAAACUCAUUUAUUUCAGGACACCCUGUAUAAGCACACACAUACAGACAGAUGUACAUCCACACAGCAGACUUGUUUUAAAGAGCAUCUUCAAGCUCAGUGCCGAUGGCACUCGAUGAUAUUCGUGGUCGGGACUCGGAGCACGCGAUAGCGGGCGGCGAGCCUCUCUCGCUCAUUCCGCGCAUUCGAUUUCGGAGAUGUCCGAAGGUGUCAUCAUUUGCGUUCGGACAUCGUUUCGUCGUUCGCCGUUGCUUCGCGAACCGUGACACAACGCGCUCACGUAAACGCCCAUGCUAAAUUUACCUCGCGUGUCGAAGCCGCGCGAUGCGUUCUUCUGAUUCACUGCAGCUUCGGGCUUGCUGUACUACGCGCGCGUACAUUGUGCCACGAAACGAAAAGUUCCUUGUGUAUUACGCGAGCGUUCCGUCGGUCAUUUUGGAAUUUUAACCCUUUUGACGAACUGGUGCCUGCUAAACUGACCAGCGCAUGAACCAAAGAUUUGACAGAAGUACCGCCGACCGCUCAGACGAACAGUGAUUGACAAACAAUGGCAAUCUUGGCAGGACGAACGAAACGGAAGUUUCGAAAAAUGCAGCGGGAACAUGUUACGUUAAUCAGUUUUUGAUAGAAUCCGCAAACGCUGUCGCUUAAAAGCACUUUAGUCCGGGAAAAAGUUGAAAGUUAUACAUUAUACUUUUGAUUAUGUGGAGUAAAGGCGGAUGAGGCGAGUAAUAGAGAUAAUCCGAAACGCAUGCAGCGCUUUAUUAUAAUAUGAAUAGAAAUUGUCGCAUAAUUUAUUCAUAACUAUGUACAAUAUUAAUGCAAUUUUUAUAUGUUUAACGUCUAUGAAAAAUAUAUAUGAAAAGCUUUUAUGAUUUGAUUUGCAUUUUAGAUUCAAUGAAUCAUUUUAAUUAGUCGAUUAUUAUUCGUUUUGUUAGCAGCCUUUGUCAACUUUUUUAUUUCAUGGAUUUUCGAUAAUAAUUAAUCAUUAAUUUAUUAUCUUGGAAAUGCGUAUUGAAUUUCUACUACAGAAUUCGUACCUUCGUCUAAGAGUUAAAGGACCGCAAUUUGAAAGGAAAACAUUUGCGAUGUUGUUUCUAUACACACCAUUGUUUUAGCAGCUAUGUGUAUAUAACACAUGUGUAUAAUACUACUAUUAUUACGGAUAUUUCACGGGCGCUGUGUUAAGGAUCUUCCGGUCGUCUGUCAGUUCAGAGUCUAUACUUUUGUGCCGUAUUUUAUUUCACUUCCAUUCCAUUUUCGCGAUCCAUUUUCGAAGAUCCAUUUUAAUGUAAAAAAAAAACGCAGACUUAAAUUCUACAAGUAGAAUAGUAUUCCACACGUUACAUGCCUGUAUAAUUAUCUUACCUAUUAUCGUAAGCUCGCAACGUAUUGUAAAACGCAACAGGUUUUAGGUCGUAAUUAAUACUAUACAUUCGUAAUUAAUUCUAUACAUUCUAUACAAUCCGCGGUCUCCAAUUUCGUGUAAUUCUCGCGAAGGUCGGGUUGUAAGUAUAGUGUUAUAUAAGCAAACAAUUUGAUAUUUCGUCAAACAAAUGGGGAAUCUUUUGCGAGCGCUAUAUUUAUUAUUAUAUCCGGUGACGCGUAAGAAUGUAAAUUCUUAGAAUAGCUGAUUAUGUCAUUGUUAAUUCUUUCUCUCGGCAAAAAGGUCGGCAACGCGUAAACGAUAUUUAAACAUUGACGAUAAGCCGCGCUUAAGCAAGAACCUGCGACCUUCUGACGUCGAGUCGUCGUAUAGUAGUCACUCGUGCCUACGUAAGGAACGACUCGGCAUUGCUCUUGAAAUUUCUCAGUGAAAUGCCGGCCAACGCGUAUAACUAUCAACAAAUGCACAGGCGAAUCUCAAGCUAUUGUUCGCGCCGAAAGUGGAUUCUUCUAAUAGCGUUGACUUCGUGUAGCGUCGUUCUCGUUGUAAUUCUCACGAGGCAUCCGAUUAUCGAAAACGACACAAUAGUACGGGAUACGUACCUGGAUGAUGUACCCGCAGACCUCUAUCAAAAAGUGUGGGACAUAUGGUACAACUUUUCCAACGGUGAAAAAUGGUACAACAAGAAGAACAUAUCCGCCUUGAGCCCGGAAGCUUUUCACGAUUUAUUGACUGAUAUUCGUCAAAAUUGGAUAAUAUGGAAUCAUACUGCGGAGGAGUCGUAUAUGCUUCAAGAACCAGACAUGGAAGAUCCGUCGAUGGGACAGUCGACUGCGAUACGUCAAAUUUUCCACGAUAAGAAAAAUGGAUUUUUCAUAGAGUGUGGCGCAUACGACGGGGAAGUGCGUAGUAACACGUUGUAUCUGGAGCGAUUUAAUGGAUGGUCGGGUCUCUUGAUAGAAGCGGAUCCCAUCAACUUCACGAAGAUGCUGCAAAAGAACAGAAGGGCCUAUCUCUCGCCGACGUGUCUUAGCGUCACUAAGCGUCCCACGCUGGCGUCCUUUCUCAUGGCCAGGAACGUAGGCCGUCUGCACGAGCCCGGGAACACGACGGAGAACACGCCCGCGAACACGCCCGACGUGGCUUACACGGGCGAGCACGUUCGCGUGCAGUGCCUCCCACUGACACUUUACAUCGCCGCAUUGGGAAUUAAAACGGUCGAUUAUUUUAGCCUCGAUAUUGAAGGCAACGAGAUCGACGUAUUAGAAACGAUACCGUUUGACGAGGUGGACAUAAAGGCUCUCUCCGUGGAGUACAUACACAAUGCAAAGGGGCGAAAAUACCUGAUCGAUAUGAUGGAACGUCGAGGAUACUACGUUUACAGCUUCGUGAAGCAUCCGGACAACUUGGCGAACGAUAUCAUUUUUGUAAAACGCACCGAGUGACGAGUGAAUGGAUAGAAUUACGUAUAAAGCUAGUCAUAGUAGUGUAAUAUAAAUGGAUUGCUUCCGUCGAGAAAUUAAUAUAUCGUGCGAACAAAUACCUUAAAUUGUUAAUGAAAACAUUGUUUGUAUUAUAUAAGAUACAUAUUUA
Wasmannia auropunctata (little fire ant) is the source of this 3121-nucleotide messenger RNA. RefSeq lists its product as uncharacterized. The transcript has 6 exons. The coding region runs from base 1960 to 2973 and encodes 337 amino acids. Lineage: Eukaryota; Metazoa; Arthropoda; Insecta; Hymenoptera; Formicidae. The record is from RefSeq and is a predicted model, not a curated record.